UAUCACCUCUAUAACUUGUUAUGCAGACCGAUCUCUCCAGAAUCGCUCUCCGUCCGUUCAGGCUAUCUGACGCCGACGAUGUCUUGUCAUUCGGAGGUGAUGAUCAGGUGACUCGAGUCCUCCGCGGAUUCAAGACGUUGACAACCGAAGACGAGGCUUUGAAUUUCAUCAAGAACGUUUGCAUUCCCCAUCCAUGGCGGCGGUCGAUAUGCAUCGAUGACCGUUCGAUUGGUUUCGUGACUAUGUUUCCGGGAUCAGGUGAUGAUCGGCAUAAGGCAGAUAUGGGGUAUGCUUUAGCUGCAAGGUAUUGGGGCCAAGGGAUAACAGCAAAGGCAGUUAGGAUUGCACUCUCUCAAGUUUUCAAGGACUACCCUGAUUUGGUUAGGUUGCAGUCUUUUGUAGCUGUAGAGAAUAAGGUCUCUCAGAGAGUUUUGGAGAAAGUAGGGUUUCAGCGGGAGGGUGUGCUGAGAAAGUAUCUCUAUCUUAAGGGAGAUAUAAAGGACAUGGUUGUUUAUAGUUUUUUGUCAAGUGAUUUGACUAAUGAUCUCUCAAGUAAUGAAUUAAUUACCCACCCAUCGAGUAGGGACGAAAGUCGACCUUAGUGAUCCAACGGUGCCGAGUGGAAGGGGAGUUGCUGAAUGGAUAAAAGUACACUAGGGAUAACAAGUUGAUGUUCCCCAAGAGUUCAUGGACUUCUUUACUAACCAAAUAAUUUGCAAUUUUCUUACGUAACAUGAUGUUAUUGGCGUCUCUAAAUUCGUUUUAAACUUGCAGUAUAUUUCCAAAUUUUUCUUAUUUUGUUAUUCUUAUUUGAUCGUCUUAAUGUUUUGUUUAUACAGUAAAUUGUAAUGAAAUUGAGCGAGGUUGAAGAAGUUUGAUUAGGAAAUGCAUGA
Molecule: messenger RNA, 893 nt
Organism: Malus domestica (apple)
Lineage: Eukaryota; Viridiplantae; Streptophyta; Magnoliopsida; Rosales; Rosaceae
Molecular function (GO): acyltransferase activity, transferring groups other than amino-acyl groups
Source: RefSeq, a predicted model, not a curated record